Molecule: messenger RNA, 1308 nt
Organism: Linnemannia hyalina
Lineage: Eukaryota; Fungi; Mortierellomycota; Mortierellomycetes; Mortierellales; Mortierellaceae
Source: the annotation of a GenBank genome assembly
AUGCCAACAGCCAACUAUAAACCAACAGUCUUGAUCGUGGGCGCAGGACUAGGAGGACUUAUGCUCGGCGCCCUGCUCGAAAAAAUCGAUGUCCCCUACAUUAUUUUUGAACGCACCUCUCUUAUCAGACCUCUCGGUUCAGCAAUAUCGAUUGGAUCCCCGAUUAUCGCGCUUUUCCAGCAGCUCGGUAUCUAUGACGAGCUGAUCAACUCUUCUCUCCGGUACAAUUACAUUGCGGCACACAAGGAGAACAUGGAGCCAUAUCCACUACAGGACUUUACCCCUCUCCAGGAGAUAACGGGACAUCCACAGUACAUUAUUGCACGACCAGUUCUCUACGACCUUCUACUCCGACAGAUCCCAGCACACAAGAUCCUACUCAAAAAGCGCAUCCUGACCAUCUCUGAGGACAAUGAUAGAGUAACCAUCUAUGCCUAUGACAAUACGGCCUACCAGGGCGACAUCCUUGUCGGAGCUGACGGGGCUUACAGUGUCGUCCGGCAAAAAUUUCAGGUUCUUACUGUUCGUGGAUCCGACCUUCCUUACAGUUGGCUGGUAUUCACAACAGCACAAUCGACAUGCUGUUGGAUGGUCAUUCGCCACCUCUCGAAAUUCACCAACAAAACCGCCCUCGAAGAAAAGUUCUCCCGCAUCAACAUGAACAAGGAGAAGAACUCUGAAUGGGGGUCCCACGCCGCAAAACAGAUGUGUGACGAAACAAGGGAUUUCAGGACGCCUGUCAAGAGCGACGAGGACGGGUUCUUGAGUCUGGGGGAUCUGUAUGACAGGACGCCGCAGGAUCGAGUGUCGAAGGUCAUGUUGGAAGAGAAGGUUUUCGAGACCUGGUUCUAUGGUCGGACUGUGCUUAUGGGUGAUGCGUGUCAUAAAGUCAAUCCCCUUGGAGGUCAAGGUGCAACGGCGGCAAUCCACGACGCACUAGCGCUCACAAACCUCCUCUAUGCCCUGCCCAGCAAAACCACCGCCGACAUCAAGCACCUCCUCACCUGCUACCAAGACGAGCGCCGCCCCAAAGCCCAUGCAACCUUCAAGAACUCCCGUCUCCUCUCCCACGUCCUCCGUAAAGACAAUGUCGGCAAGAUGGCCCGGAUGGUUUCUACAAACAUGCCAACUUGGAUGUGGAGGAUAUUUUUGGCGAAAGCGUUUGGGAACAGGCCGCAGGCGGGAUUUCUGGAAAGGGUUGAAGUGAAGGGAACAGGGCAUGUGUUCAGUUCGCCGAGUAUGGAUAAGGCGAGGGCGGUUUUUGAGGAGUGGAAGGAGCGGAUGAGAGUUAUUCAUCAUUCCGUGUAG